AGGAGGGGAGGGGCUAUGGAGUCCCAAGGCCAGGGCCCUACCACCAGGGUCACCAGGGGCAAAAGAGUCACCCUUUUCCAAGACAAGCAGGGAGGUGGGGCUGUUGAACCACCAUCACUUCCUGCAAGGAAGGGUGAGCCUGCAUUGACAUACCAAGGCCUCUAUUACAGGCCUUCCCUGGCCAGGAAGAAGGCUGUGUAUGACUUCCGGGUGAGGUGGCCAGAACUGAUUCUCCUGGACCAGAAGAAAAUGGAGGAACUCCCCCUAAUUGGCAAAAGCACCUCUGACAAGCAGGUCCAUGAGGCCAGUACCUGCUCCUCAGGGAUCAGCAUCAGCAACACAGACCUGAAGAGCACUCCCAGUGAGUGCCUGGAUUCCAAAGGAGAGGAAGGCCCCCAACCCCUUCCUGCACAGUCUCCAUAUAUGACCAUUCUCAACAGCUAUCUGAAGCCAGAGUCGAUGACCAGGCUGGAGAAGAAGGUGAGGAAGAAGACCCUGGUGGCCAUGCAGAAGCUGGAGCAGGAGAUGGAAGCAGUUAAGAGACGGCGGUGGGCACUGAUGAAGGACAUCAAGGAAGUGGAGUGCGAACAAACAGAGGACAAGCACUUCCUGGAGUUCCUGAAGCAGAAGAAGGAAGAAAGCCAGAGGAAGUACGACUCCCUGUGGAAAGACUACAGACAGCAGUGUCAGGAGAUCGAGGUCAGGAGGCGAGAGCUGGCCGGCACCUUCACCUCCCGCACAGCAUACCUCCAGAAGAAGCUGCUGCAGGGCAGGAAGAUAGAGCUAGGCUUCAGGAAGAAGCUGGAUGCCCUGAGGCCUGUAGCACAGAUAAAGGAGAGCCAGGACAGAGAGUUCCAGGCCUUAGAGCAGGAGAAAGCCAGCAUAGUAGCUGACAUCCCCUUGAUGGACAGAGAGGCACACUUCCAGUUCCUGAAGGAAAGGGCCGCCCUAGAGAAGCAGGUGGAGAAGCUGAACCUGCUGGAGUCAGGAGAGAACACCACCAGAGAGCUGAGGAAGAAGGCCAAGGCCUUGGAGGCUCUGGCCAAAAAGGCUCACAAGGACUUCUGCCAGGGUGUCAGUGCUGAGAACAGGGAACUGCGAGCACAGCUCCGGCAGCUGGAUAAGGAAUUCUGUGAGCUGGAAGCCAGGAGGGAGAAGCUGGAGCAGCGAAAGCAGCGGUGGAAGGAGCAGCAGUGGUACCUGGAGGCCCUGGCCCGGGGGAGGGAGCGCCUACAGCAGCAGGAGUACCGACCCCCCAAACCACAGGCCACAGGCUCCACACCCAACCCAGGGCCGUCUACUGGGUGCCAGGCCAGGAACCAAUCCUAA
Molecule: messenger RNA, 1329 nt
Organism: Microtus oregoni (creeping vole)
Lineage: Eukaryota; Metazoa; Chordata; Mammalia; Rodentia; Cricetidae
Product: coiled-coil domain-containing protein 121-like
Exons: 1
Coding region: 16-1329 (437 amino acids)
Source: RefSeq, a predicted model, not a curated record